Messenger RNA from Lates calcarifer (barramundi perch), 1504 nucleotides. It is a transcript of the gene snf8, whose product is annotated as SNF8 subunit of ESCRT-II. Bases 308 to 1084 code for a protein of 258 amino acids. The transcript is spliced from 8 exons. The record is from RefSeq and is a predicted model, not a curated record. Gene Ontology annotation, biological process: protein transport to vacuole involved in ubiquitin-dependent protein catabolic process via the multivesicular body sorting pathway. Gene Ontology annotation, cellular component: ESCRT II complex. Lineage: Eukaryota; Metazoa; Chordata; Actinopteri; Centropomidae.
AAAAUGGAAACACUUGUACUGGAUUAGCUUUGAAUGUUCCGAAAUAUUCCUGAAAUUUCUUAUUUUUCGGGCUUUUCGAGUCUAAAUACCAGUGGCCUGCUGCUGUGAUGUGGAACAUUGUUGAAGAAGUUCGCGUUGAAGUGAAAUCUGCGUAUUACAGUCGCUAAAAUAACAAAUAUACUCGCAGCUAGCUUGGCUUUAUCGCUCACUCUAACGUUAGAAAUUGACUUACCCUACAGCAUUCUGCGAUAAACACACCCGUAGUUUAGAUUUUACUUUUACAUUUUUAAAUCGGGCAGCAGACAAAAUGCAUCGGAGAGGUGUCGGAGCGGGAGCUAUUGCCAAAAAGAAACUGGCAGAGGCCAAAUAUAAGGAAAGAGGAACUGUUCUUGCAGAGGACCAGAUUGUCCAGAUGUCCAAGCAGUUGGAGACCUUCAAAUCCAACCUAGAGGAGUUUGCCAGCAAACACAAACAAGAAAUCCGAAAGAACUCACAGUUUAGGGUGCAGUUUCAGGAAAUGUGUGCCACCAUUGGAGUUGACCCACUUGCCUCUGGCAAAGGUUUUUGGUCUGAGAUGCUUGGAGUUGGUGACUUCUAUUAUGAGCUCGGUGUUCAGAUCAUUGAAGUGUGCCUGGCCCUGAAACACAGAAAUGGAGGGCUUAUUACUUUGGAUGAACUCCAUCAGAGGGUGCUGAAAGGAAGAGGCAAAUACGCUCAGGAUGUAAGCCAAGAUGACUUGAUGAGAGCCAUAAAGAAACUGAAGGUGAUGGGGAACGGUUUUGGGAUGAUUCCUGUCGGUGGUUCUUACUUGGUGCAGUCAGUCCCAGCAGAGCUCAACAUGGACCAUACUGUAGUUCUACAGCUGGCCGAGAAAAAGGGAUACGUCACAGUGAGUGAGAUUAAGGACAGCUUGAAAUGGGAGAAGGAACGAGCUUGUCACGUCUUGGAUCACCUGCUGAAAGAAGGCUUGGCCUGGUUGGACUCUCAAGCAGCUGGAGAAGCACAGUACUGGCUGCCUGCUCUCUUCUCUGAGCUCACAUCCCGUGAUGUCACACCGGAGGAGGCCAAUCAGAUGACACCUUAGGGGAAAAAAAAAGGAAAAAAGAUGAAGCGGACCUGGACCACGACUGAGGUGGUGACGGUUUUAGAGACAUGUUUGUAAACAAAAUGUGCCUGGUGGGGAAGGAUCAUGUGAUGGAGUUGGCUGGUUCACUGGAGCUGGCUGGCAGGGUGAACCCUCUCUGAGGUCAUUUUCUGGACACGAGGACGGAAAACUUUCCUCAUUGGGCUGUCCUCACUAACUUCUAUGCAACGAGUGCACUUACAUUAUGACAGAGUCGCUGAAAGCAGCUUGAUUUCUGUUACACUGCAAAUGAAAUUCAGUGUAAGACCUUCUCUUGUCAUGUGGUCAUGGUUAAUGGGUGGUUUAUGAUCAUUGUCGAUGCACAGAAACAUGUAAUUGUUUAAUUUUCAUGUAUAAACAUAAACUUUGAAAGAAACAACA